Podarcis lilfordi (Lilford's wall lizard) is the source of this 12592-nucleotide messenger RNA. The record is from the annotation of a GenBank genome assembly. NCBI's taxonomy places the organism in Eukaryota, Metazoa, Chordata, Lepidosauria, Squamata, Lacertidae.
GGGGAAGCUUACCUGGUUGAACAUCUGCCUGCCACGCAGCAACUAAGUACAGCAAAUCCCUACAAGAAUUAUAACCAUUGCUAACUCCUCUUAACAUAAUUGUCUAACAGCAAUGUACUAAAAAAAAAAAAUUAGUUGUGAGAAAUAGAUGGUGCGGUAACACUUUGGAACUCCCUGCCUGUUGACAUCAACCAGUCGCCUUCUCUGUACUUUUUUGCGGGUGUGUGUGGCUUAAACACCUUUUGGGGUGGCAAUGCACAAAUUUAUUUAUUUAUACUUUUCAUAUUUAUACAUUUCACUAAUUUUACAAUAUUUUUUGACAUUUCAAAAUUUGACUUCCCCCUCUUUCAGCGGUUCCUUAAAUUUGUUUUUAAUAUCUUCUGCAUAUCCAAAUUAACAAUUUGCUCAUUUAUUCAUCUUAUUUAAAUAUAUACUCUUAAGGCUUAAACGAUGCGGGUGCCACUGUGGUCUAAACCACAGAGCCUAGGGCUUGCCGAUCAGAAGAUUGGUGGUUCGAAUCCCCGCGACGGGGAGAGCUCCCGUUGUUCGGUCUCUGCUCCUGCCAGCCUAGCAGUUCGAAAGCACGCCAGUGCAAGUAGAUAAAUAGGUACCACUCCAGCGGGAAGGUAAACAGUGUUUUCAUGCGCUGCUCUGGUUAGCCAGAAGCGGCUUAGUCAUGCCGGCCACAUACCCGGAAGCUGCUGGCUCCCUUGGCCAGUAAAGCCACAACUCCGGAGUCGUCCAUGACUGGACCAAAUGGUCCUUUACCUUUAAGGCUUAAACACCUUUUUGUUCACACAAGCCUAUCCAGAUACAUAGAUGUUGACAUCACUUUUGCUGUUGAUUUUGCAUGUUUUUAACUGAUUAAAAAAACCAAAACUGGUCACAUUUCUUGUAAACUGCUAGGCUUUCUUACAAUCAAGUGAUACGCACAUUUUGUUAAAUAAAAGAAACGUCAUUAAAAACUCAGGGUAAAGUGCACAGAAAAUCAAAUCCAUGUAUGCGACCACAGUGGCUAGAUUGUUACUUGCUCCCAAAAUGGAAAGAAACAGAAGUCCCAGCAAAGGAAGAAUAGAUAAAAAAACUUAUGGAAUAUGCAGAAAUGGCGAAACUUACCGGAAGAAUAUGAAUUCAAGAUAACAAACUUUUUUUUAUAAAAGAAUGGAAAUGUUUUAUGGAAUAUUUACAGAUAAAUCGUAAACAGAUAAGAUCAUUGGCAGGAUUAUAGCAAUAACCUGCAGUUUUAUAAGAGUAUAUAUUUGAAGUAGAUGAAUAAAUGAGCAAAUUAAGUUAAUUUGGAUAUGCAGGGGAUAUUCAAAAUAAAUUUAAUGAACCGCAGAAAGAGGCGGAAGGAAGUCAAGUUCUGAAAUGUUUUUUAAAAAUGUAAAAUUAGUGAAAUGUAUAAACUUGAAAAGUAUAUAUAAAAUUUAAAAAACUGAAAAAGGAAAAAGAAAAUCCAACAUAUGGAAAAUGCCUCUCACGUCACCUUGGUGGGAGACGCGAUUGAACUCUCUAUCAUUGAUUUGCCGCUGGCAUGGGAAACGUUCUUUUGGAAGGGGCGUGACGUUGCAGACGCGUCACUGAAUGCAAAUGAGCUGGGGUUCCCCUUCUCCGCCCCGCCUAGGAAGGAGGCAGCGCCUGGCCGCUGACGCCUCCCUGGGUUAUCUUGCCCGCCUUCUGCUUCUGCAUGCCGAGCGGGGCGGAGACGGAAACUUCCUUCGUUUUGUCUUUCCAGAGAGCUUGGGACGCUGCCAUUCCUUCUCUUAACCGAGGUAAGGCUGGGAGGUGUCCUCAGGGCUUACACUAGCUGCGAGGUUGAACCUCAAGGCAGCAACACUUUGGUGAUAGGGUCUCUGAGCAUGGAAAGAGUGCCUCUUCACUCCCUCCUUCGCUUGAUAAAGCCAAUUCUUACCUAUCUCCAGGCUAGGCAAAAUAGCUGGUGGCAUUUAGGGCAACCUCUUGGAGCCUUGGCUUCUGUAUUCUGUAUUUGCCAUCAGCAUGGAUGAAUUUUUAGGGCUUAUUUUAUUUACCGCAUUGAUAUUCCACCUUUUCCGCCACAUGCUAGCUUGCAUGCUCAUUAACUUCAUUAGUUCCACUCUGGGUAGGACUAAUAUUGGAUGCAAGGCAUUGUUAGCAAAAGACUUUUGCAUUAAAACUUUUGUUCCCUCUAGCAAUAAAAUGAAGGUUGAGUGUGAAAAACAGGUUGGGGAGUCUAAGCUGUAGUGGAAUAUAUUUAAAGGAGUAUGUGUUUUUAGUUCCUAUUUCCCUCCAGAGCACCAAAUGAGUAAACUCCAAACUUUAAAACAGCUGCAAUAGUCCCUGCAUGAACGGUCAUUAAUUUGUUCCUGUACAGAGAAGCUUGUUUUCAUACCGUUAAUAUUCCCUUUGUGUGUGUUUGUUUAUCUAAACCAUUUUUACCCUGCUCACCAGCAAAAAAAGGGGGAGGGGCUUGUGAAUGUAGCUCACAAAUGUGAAGGCACUAUCCUCAUGCUUAACAAGACUAAAAAAUAAAAAUACACACAGCACAAAAGGAAACAAGGUUGGGAGGGAGGAGGAAGAAAGCAAACUUGGGCCCUUACCAGGAUCCUUGUUAUGACCAGCUGGAGUGGAAAGAUUUCAAUUAGAGGAGGAGUCAAAGUUGCUGCUUUUUUGACAAAGAUCUAAAAAAGAGGUUUUGCUGGCUUCCUGUCCUGUAGCCGUAUUAAUUAUAAUGUUUGACCAGGUCUGAUAAUACCAAUCUGAGUCUGAAACCAAGCAGCAGCUUGAGGGCUGUUUUUGUUAGCACCAAAGCUGGAGAAGGAAGGGUUAAAACUCAGCUCCACCUUCCUGGGAUCCUAAUUAAUCAGGUGAUCCCCAGCUGGGGCUCCUGCUUUGCACUUAAAACAAAAAAAAAUUCCUGCAUCUAGUUUGUCCUUGUAUCAGCCCAAGUGAGUUUAGAAAGUGAGCCUAGCCUCUUGCACCCUAAUUCAUUCAUUUGAGAUGCUGAUUUAAGAGGCCAACUAACAUUAUUGUUUUACGGGAUUUCCCCCCCCUGACUAGCUCAAUGAUAGAAUUCUCUAUUUAUAAGAUUCUAACCUUCACUGGAGGGACGCGGGUGGCGCUGUGGGUUAAAACACAGAGCCUAGGAGAUUGGCGGUUCGAAUCCCCGCGACGGGGUGAGCUCGGUCCCUGCUCCUGCCAACCUAGCAGUUUGAAAGCACGUCAAAACGCAAGUAGAUAAAUAGGUACCGCUCCGGCGGGAAGGUAAACGGCGUUUCCGUGUGCUGCUCUGGUUCGCCAGAAGCGGCUUAGUCAUGCUGGCCACAUGACCCGGAAUCUGUACACCGGCUUCCUUGGCCAGUAAAGCGAGAUGAGCGCCGCAACCCCAGAGUCGUCCGUGAUAGGACCUAACAGUUAGGGGUCCAUUUACCUUUACCUAACCUUCACUGGGCACAAGAUUCCAAGAACUGGAAGGGACUCAAAUGGUUUGGUUUUCUGUUCUUGCCACGACAGGACCUAAUGGUCAGGGGUCCCUUUACCUUUACCUAUAUUUUAACAAUCCCAAAGGUUUGAGAGUCAGUAGCCCAGAGGUUGUGACAGUCUCACAGUAAGUUGUGCAUAUCAUCUCCAGAAAAACGACAUUGCAGGGAAGCUCUCAUAGGAUGAAACUGUAUGUGAAUAAGUUGCUAGAAAAACCAGAAAAGCGAAUAUUUUGUAAAAUGUGCUUCGUGUAACAGAAGGUAAUCCAGUACAGCAAUUUUAAUCAAAACUUGAGAUAUGGUAGUUAUUAUUAUUAUUAUUAUUUUCUGUGGUGAUUUGUUGUGGAACAACCCCACUGAAGAAGAUUAACUUAAGUUACCCAGACAUCAUUGCUGGUUGCGAAGAGGGCUUCAUGACAGUGAAAGCUUCUAGGACCCCAAAAUGUAGUGUGCCACUGAUCCAGAUUGACCCCAGAAACCCACAACAGUGUUGUAAUUUUCCUACCACCACUGCAAGUUUCCUACACCCCCCCAUGCCCACCCCCACACAGUGCUUUUUUCGGGGGGUACGCAGCGGUAUACAUACCCCUAAACAUUUUGUGAAUCUAAGUUUGGCCUCAUUGAGGGGUAGUAUUUCAAUAUGGGAUGUGGGUGGCGCUGUGGUCUAAACCUCAGAGCCUUGGCUUGCUGAUUGGAAGGUUGGCGGUUCAAAUCCCCAUGACGGGGUGAGCUCCCGUUUCUCAGUCCCUGCUCCUGCCAACCUAGCAGUUUGAAAGCACAUCAAAGUCAAGUAGAUAAAUAGGUACCGCUCCGGCGGGAAGGUAAAUGGCGUUUCCGUGCGCUGCUCUGGUUUUGCCAGAAGCGGCUUAGUCAUGCUGGCCGCAUGACCUGGAAAAACUGUCUGCGGACAAACGUCGGCUCCCUUGGCCUGUAAAGCGAGAUGAGCUUGCAACCCCAGAGUCGUUUAUGACUGGACUUAACUCUCAGGGGUCCUUUACCUUUAUUUCAAUAUGAGUAGGAAAAUGAGAGUACCCCUAAACAUUUUUUUUUAAAGAAAAAAGCACUCGUGUGUGUGUAAAUUUUGUUAUUAAAUUUUCUGUUUUGCAAUUUAGAAUAUUCAUUUAAACAACCUUAAAAUAUCCAUGACUUCCCUUCUUCUCUCUCCAUGGUUCAUUUUGCAUAGCGUAAAUCCCUGCAUAUUUUAUAUAAACUAAACCAUUCAGUAUUCCAUUAUUACUUCCCUCAAAACUUAUACACACUGUUGAAUUUAUCUUAAUGCUGACCACGUUUUCAAGUGUACACAAUUUCCCCCAUAUAUUCAAUAAACAUUUUCCAAUCUUCUCCAAAUGAAUGUUCUUCUUGUUCUCUUAUUCUGUAAGUUAGAUCCGUAAGCUGUGCAUAUUCCAUCAGUUUAAGUUGCCAUUCGCUCGUUUUCCAUUUUGUGGCUAACGAACCAUGGGCUGCUGUAGUGGUGUACAUAAAUAACCUUUUUUGACACCUGGGAAUUUCCAUCUGAAUCAUCCCCUACAAAAAGGGUUUUUUUUUGGAAAGGUGCUAUUAAACAUAUUUUCUUUCAAUUCAUUAUGGCUUAUUUCCCAAUACCCUUUUACCCUUUUUCAAGUCCACAUAUGAAAGAAAGUACCCUCAACCUCAUUGCAUCUCCAGCACUGAUCUGAUUCAGUCUUACACAUCUGAGCCAGUCUAAAGGUAAAGGUAAAGGGACCCCUGACCUUUAGGUCUAGUCGUGACCGACUCUGGGGUUGCGGCGCUCAUCUUGCUUUAUUGGCCGAGGGAGCCGGCGUACAGCUUUGGGGUCAUGUGGCCAACCAGAGCAGCGCACAGAAACACAGUUUACCUUCCCGCCGGAGUGGUACCUAUUUAUCUACUUGCACUUUGACGUGCUUUCGAACUGCUAGGUUGGCAGGAGCAGGGACCGAGCAACGGGAGCUCACCCCAUCGCGGGGAUUCGAACCGCCGACCUAGUGAUCAGCAAGUCCUAGGCUCUGUGCUUUAACCCACAGCGCCACCCGAGUCUACUUGGAGUUAAAUACCAUCUAUAAAUCAUAUUCAAGUAGCUCUCCUUCAGGGAAUAACAUGCUGUAAACUUCAGGUCGCUCUGAAGGAGCGAGCCCUUUUGAUUCCUAGGGAGAGUGGGUCUGAGUAGCCCGGGACUCCUGUCUUUGCAUUUAUUUUGCAUCUCUAAAACCUCUCUCAGCCAAGACUUCUCUUACAGAAGAUGGUGUCCAUCAAUGACCUGCCACUGGAGAUCCUGCUGGAUGUGUUUGACUUCUUCCCCUCGUGGCACCUGCUCCGCUGCUUCCGUUGGGUGUGCUGCUGGUGGAGAGACCUGGUGGACUCCUUGAACGCUCAGUGGAAAGACAAGUGCAGACGGGCCGGCUACCCCAUUGAGAUGCUGACCAGUCCUUUCCCAGACUGGAAGGUCUUCUACCUUCUCUGCAAGCUGCAGAAGAACAUCGUCCGGAAUCCUUUCGGCAAAGGUGGGUCUCUGUUUGGUGGCAGAGGGCUACCCCUGGCUGCUAGCCUAUGGUUAUCAGAUUUUUUCCAAUGAAUCCAAUGAAUUUUUUUUUUUUUUUUUUUUUGAGGCUGAGUAGCAACAAGGAGUCAGUAGUGGGGAUGGUGAGGCAAAAGACCCUGGGCCCAAGCACACAUGCAUACAGUGGUACCUUGGGUUACAUACGCUUCAGGUUACAGACUCUGCUAACCCAGAAAUAUUACCUCAAGUUAAGAACUUUGCUUCAGGAUAAGAACAGAAAUCGUGCUCUGGCGGUGUGGCGGCAGCAGGAGGCCCCAUUAGCUAAAGUGGUGCUUCAGGUUAAGAACAGUUUCAGGACCUCUGGAGCGAAUUAAGUACUUAACCCGAGGUACCACUGUAUUGUAUAAAGGUGCAAAGCCCUUCUUUCGCACCCUGUGAAACAUAAAUGUGCAGUUGUUUUUUUUAAAAAAACUGGGCAACGCCCACCCACCCGAGCCUCCCCCGAUCUGUCAAAACAAAGGAGGAAGGCGGGAUAUACAAUGGAUUUCUGCCUGCGCAGUUUUCUUUGAUGGGGGUGGGGAAUUUCAAUGUGAGGUGGUGACAAAAAACAAGUUCCGCCCCAAGUACCACCUGACCAUUCUACACCAUUGUACCCAUUCACCCUGUUUUCAUGCUUUGCUCUGAUAUGACCUUGCUAUAGCAAUCGUCGGUCGCCAUGUUGUUGGGGCCGGGCCGGAAUUUUUUCCACUUGGCAAAUUUGUACCGGCCAUUUGGUUUUCGCCUGUCUCGUAGCAAUUGUUGCAACUUUUGUGAGGUUAGGCCUCCGUUUGGUUGCAGGGGAUGUUGUUACCUUCGCCUGCCCCUCCUCAGUAAGGGUAUCCUGUUAAAGGGAUUCAUGAAUACUGUCCAAAGCCUGGGCGUGGGCUAGGGCCAUGUCACAGCCCCUAUGGGGACCCCUCAGAGUGGUGCCGCUAUCUGACGUAAGUUAUAAAGGUAAAGGGACCCCUGACCAUUAGGUCCAGUCGUGGCCGACUCUGGGGUUGCAGCGCUCAUCUCGCUCUAUUGGCCAAGGGAGCCGGGGUACAGCUUCCGGGUCAUGUGGCCAGCAUGACUAAGCCGCUUCUGGCGAACCAGAGCAGCGCCCGGAAACGCCGUUUACCUUCCCGCCAGAGCAGUACCUAUUUAUCUACUUGCACUUUGACGUGCUUUUGAACUGCUAGGUUGGCAGGAGCAGGGACCGAGCAACAGGAGCUCACCCCGUCGCGGGGAUUCGAAUCGCCGACCCUCUGAUCGGCAAGUCCUAGGCUCUGUGGUUUAACCCACAGCGCUACCCACGUCCCCGCCAAUGUAAGUUAUAGGGCACCCCAUAUUGGUGGUUUACCCUUCUGUGGACUCCCUGCAGAUGGGCAGGAGUCAAGAUAUAGUCUGGCUUCACCCCAGUGCCUAUGCCAGACAGCUCACGUUGGUAACCAAUAAAGUUGUGGCCUAUUUUGAACCCAUAAACCAAAAUACUCUCCGUCAGUGUUAUGCACUGAGUUGAAUAGGAUCCAAAAUGCAGCAGUCUGGUUGGUCCUAGAACAAUAGGAUCCAAAAUGCAGCAGUCUGAUUGGUCCUAGAACAAUAGGAUCCAAAAUGCAGCAGUCUGAUUGGUCCUAGAACAAUAGGAUUCAGAAUACAGCAGUCUGAUUGGUCCUAGAACAAUGCAGCAGUAUGAUUGGUCUGCAGGAGCCACCCAAUCCAGCUCCAGAUGGAAGUGAAUCCACAACCUGAUUGGCCUACAGGAGAAUUCCGGAAUUAGCCAAUCACGUGCAGCCCAUUGUGUAAAUAAUGUAUAUAAAGCAGAUACUUUGGGGAAACAUUCAUUCCUCCUCACCACUAUGAGCUGAAUCAAGAGCAUGAAAUCCACUCUCGACUCUGAGUAUAUUUCAGUCAGUGUGUUUUAUUGUUCUCCUGGGAACUUUGUGGCUCAGGUGCCUUGGCACGCAACAGGAUACUGGACUUGAUGGGCCAUUGUCCUGACCUAGCAAGUCUCUCUUAAAGUUCUUACGCCCUCCUUUCUUCCUUCUCCCGCAGAGGAAUUUCUCUACUGGGAAAUCGACAAGCAUCAGGAGCACUGCUGGGGUGUGGAGGAGCUGUUAGCAGACGAAUACCCCCAUGACAACAUCACAAAAUGUUUCUUUGCCUUCAAUGGGUGAGGACCAUGUUAGAGGUUCAGUAAAUCCUCAAAUGGAUUUAGAAGAUCGGUCACAUGGUAGUGGAGGACCUGCAUUGAAUGCAGAAGGUCAACCUCCAUCCAUGGCAUCUCUAGGUAGGGCAGGGAAAAGACUCUUCUAGGAAUCCCUUGAGAGCUGCAGCCAGAGUCAGAGAGCGGACAACAUAAAACUAGAUGGACCAAUAGUCUGACUCAGCAGGCAGCCCUUCUUUCAUGAGGAUUGGAACCUUAGAGAAAAGAACGUAGGUUAGAUGGAGAACACCUGCUUUGCAUGCAGAAAGUCCUGAAUUUGAUUCCCAGCAUCUCCAGGUAGCUCUAGAAGAGACUCUUCUUGUGAUAGGAUAGAUAGAUGCUGCCAUUCAGUGGUCUGACUCAGUGUAAGGCAAGAAGAUCCAGUUUCCUUUUCUCCCCUCAAGGGCUAUUUCAGUAGAAGCAGAGAGUAAAAUUAAAGAUGUCCAUAGGUGGCAGAAGAAGGACCAGAGGAAGGCUUAAGGUAUCUGGUUUUCCCGCUGCCCUCCUCUCCUGCAGUGCAGGCUGCCUUCUGAGGGCUGGAUUGGACUCAUUGGCUGCCAGUUGCCAGUCUCCAAGGGCACAAAAGGUUAACAAGCUGGGCUGGUGAUGGUGGUACCUUGAUUUUCAAACUUAAUCUGUUCCAUAAGUCCGUUCCAAAACCAAAGCAUUCCAAAACCAAGGCACACUUUCCCAUAGAAAGUAAUGCAAAACAGACUUUUAAAAACAACCCCUAAAACAGCAAUUUAACAUGAAUUUUACUAUGUAACGAGACCAUUGAUCCAUAAAAUGAAAGCAAUAAUCAAUGUACUGUUCUAUAAAAUAAGGAAAACAGUAUUGUAGAUGACACAAAUUAAAAUUAUUAUUUUUUCUUACCUGCACUGAUGAUAGUCAUUGCUUGGAUGGGGGGAUUUUAUCCAUUUCCGCAGUCACACAAUCAAUCAAUCAAUCAAUCAAGCAAUCAAUCAGCAGCUGAACUGGGUUGCACACAGGCACAAAAACAAAUUAACCAAAAAGGCCUUAAACCCCCCCCCCCAAAUAAAUAGCAAAAACAAAAGCACCAAACUUAAUAUUUUCCAGAAGUCCAUUUGACUUCUGAAAUGUUUGAAAACCAAGGUGCAGCUUCUGAUAGGUGCAGGUGUUCGGGAAGCAAUAGCCGACAGCCGCAUCAGACAUUCAGCUUCCGAAAAACGUUCAAAAACCAGAACAAUUACUUCUGAGUUUUCGGCGUUUGAGAACCAAGGUACCACUGUCCUUGAAAUGGCUUUGAUUUCCUUCCUCACAUCUCAGGCCCGACACAAAAAUUCAACGCAUCACCUUGAAGGACCACGGCUACACGGAUGAGUUGAUGGACUACGUGACACCCCAUAUCGUGGUGCAGGAUUGGUGAGUGCUGGAACUGGCCUCAGAAGAGCUUGCAGGAUCAAACCCCCAUCUAGUCCUGUUAUUACAGUUCCCAGCCAGAUGGGUGGGUUUGGUAGGUCUUGAGUAGCAGGGGAAAAAAACCCUACCAGGGUUGUUUAGGCGUGUUUGAGGAUUUAUCCUGAACUUCCGAGGGUUAUUUAGCAAAAUUUACAGCCGGCUUAAAAGUAAAGGUACCCCUGACCGUUAGGUCAUCAGGAAACCCCUAUGAGUUCAUUCACGCUUUUGCAUUUUAAUCAUUUUGUGCACUACAGUGUUUCUCAAACUUAGGUCUCUAGCUGUUUUGGGACUACAGUUCCCAUCUUCCCUGACCACUGAUCCUGCUAGCUAGGGAUGAUGGGAGCUGUAGUCCCAAAACAGCUGGAGACCCAAGUUUGGAAAACACUGCCAUACAGGUUAAUUUCUCCCCGGGUCUGAGAGCUUUUCCCAUUGUUCCUUGUGGAAAACUGGAUCUUACUCUCUUAUCAGGUGCGUGGAAAAUCCAGAGAGAGAUUUUGCUUUGCUUAUCUUGCUCAGUUCAGUUCCGUGAGUAAGGCUAGAUUUUUGGCAAGGCUGGAAAAGUGAGAAAAGCUCUCUGACCCGGGGUGGGUGGGAAUUAACCGAAACACAAAACGUUCAAAAUAUGGGUUGGGAGAAAGUGUGGGUGGUUUGCAAAAGAACAAUCUAACAUAUUCAUUAGCAAAUACCGAUUUCAAACCAAACAUCAGAAACAAAUUGAUGUGGUUUUUAAAAUCAAGAUAUAAAUCCAAGUGUUUUUAAAUGACUGGUUUUACGUGGCCAGAAAGAAAACAACUGCCCUCCUGUAGCAGGCCUGAAAUAUAAUAGAAUUGUAGAUUUGGGACCCAAGGGUCAUCUAGUCUAACCCCACCCUCGCAGUGCAAUGUGUGAUGAGCUGCCUGCUUUGGAGAUGCCCCACUUUUGUUUCGAAGGUGCCGCAAGUGCCUCCAAAGCAGCUGGUUUUGCUUCAGCCUUUGGGCUUCAUCUGCACACUUGCUGUUGUUUAGUCGUGUCCAACUCUUCAUGACGCCAUAGACCAGAGCACGCCAGGCACUCCUGUCUUCCACUGCCUCCCGCAGUUUGGUCAAACUCACAUUUGUAGCUUCGAGAACACUGUCCAACCAUCUCGUCCUCUGUCGUCCCCUUCUCCUUGUGCCCUCCAUCUUUCCCAACAUCAGGGUCUUUUCCAGGGAGUCUUCUCUUCUCAUGAGGUGGCUAAAGUAUUGAAGCCUCAGCUUCAGGAUCUGUCCUUUCAGUGAGCACUCAGGGCUGAUUUCCUUCAGAAUGGAUAGGUUUGCAGUCCACGGGACUCUCAAGAGUCUCCUCCAGCAGCAUAAUUCAAAAGCAUCAAUUCUUCAGCGAUCAGCCUUUUUUAUGGUCCAGCUCUCACUUCCAUACAUACUGCUGGGAAAACCAUAGCUUUAACUAUACGGACAUUUGUUGGCAAGGUGAUGUCUCUGCUUUUUAAGAUGCUGUCUAGGUUUGUCAUCUGCACACUAUAAAGCAGCAAUUAUGAUAUUGUCUUUACUCUGCCAGUGACUGGGCAGCCGUGAUACUUUUUACACUUGGCUUGAUUUUGCCUUGUGCCCUUCUCCCCAACAGGUCUGAUGUCCUCUACCCAAAUCCACGUUACAAUUACAGACUGACCGUGAAGCUGCUGGCUGAAGAUUUUAAAGCCCUCUAUACCUGCUAUAUCUCGAAUGGGGAGGUAAUCAAGGACGGCACAAGGAACUGGAAAAAGGUAAACCCAGGAUUUAAGGCAGGGGAAGUACUCAGCCAGGGCAGGAUUUGGGUUUGAUAAGGCCCUAAGCUACUGAAGGUAAUGGGGCCCUUUAUAUGCCCAGCUGUCCUUUGUCAACAACAAAUUGUCGUUGUUUUUUGUGUUGAAUAUUUGCUAUAACGCUAGAUAACAGGUACAACAGCUUGACCUACAUUCAACUGUGCUGCACUGCAGUCUGCAGCUCCAUGCUGCAUGUUGCCAUGCAACCAGUCCAUGCAGAAUGUAGGCACCCUGUAAGCCUCGGGUUACAGCCACUUCAGGUUCCUUUUUUUGGGUUACAGACCGCCAAAACCCGGAAGUACCAGAACGGGUUACUUCCGGGUUUUGGCAGUCACGCAUGCAUAGAAGCACUAAAUCGCACUUUGCACAUGUGCAGAAGCGCCGAAUCGCAACCCGCCCGUGUGCAGAUGCGGGUUGCAAACAUGCAUCCUGCACGGAUCACGUUCGCAACCCAAGCGUCCACUGUAUAUAGAAAUGAGCAAACCAGUGAUAUUUUAGGGAGCAGGCUAGCAGGCGGGGCCCAUUACUUACAUCAUAGGAGCCCACACAACACAAAACACUGUUGCUGUGUGUAGGUUUUAUUUGUUUUUUAUCUUAUAUUUUGGAAAUGUACAUCCAGUUGUUGUUUUUCCUUUAAUUUUUUGGGGGGGAACCCAAGAGAGUGGGGCCCUAAGCUAUAGCUUAUCUGUAAAUCCGGCACUCUGUGCUCAGCAGUGGCCUAGCUUGAGGGUGGGGUGGGGGCAGUAGGGGUAGUUGUCCCGGGUGCAAAGUUGUGAAGGAGGCGCAAAAAGUCUGACACCCGGUGCUACUUCAAUACAGCUGCACCCGCCUGUUGCUGUGCUCUGGUGAAAACUCCUUCUCCCUCCCCAUCCCAAAUUUCCAGACUGUGUACAUCUUCCGCAACUACCCCAGCGGAGUCCGCCAUAUCCAUUUUGAGCACGGCGUGGACUAUGGAAAGCUUGCCAACAGCAGUGUCAUCGUGGGCCCGAACUUCCCGUAGAAGAAGAGGAAAACACCCCGAAGAGAAAGAAAGGGUUGCUGAGCUGCUUGAACCCACCUCACCUGGGGUUCUCUCGGUGUCCCUAUGGAUCUUGGAUGCUGGUUGUGGUCCCUGCUUAAGAAACCUUUCCUCUGAAGCUGUAUGUCUGCAUUUUAAAAGUUAGCAUUGGAUUUUUAUUUUUUAAGGGGAAGUUUUAAAGAAUAUCAAUAAAGUACUCGAC